GCCAUAGUGUGCAAUGUCUUUCGAUUUACCUGGUUUAUCCAUGUACUUUUUGUCCUGUUUAGGUUACCCCCGCAUGCAUGUGCAAGGGGAACAUGUGACGGAACUGAAGACAGCAAUUGAAUACGCUUAUAGGAAAACAACUCCAAUGCAAGAACUGUGUGAACUUCAACCGCGCGAAUUCGAUCCUGAAAGGAGUCCUCGAAGGACCGAAAGCAUACCAAAUACGUACAAUACGGUAUUUCGCUCACAAUCUUCAAUCAGCAGUGAGCGAGGACAAACUACUUGCGCUGUGUAUGCAAACCUUCCAUGCUUAGAAGAAGAAAAGCAAUGGGAAUUCCCCAAGAACAAGCUUCAUAUAGAAAAGUAUGUUGGCAAGGGUGCAUUCUGCGUGGUUGCUCAAGCCCGUGCUGAAGGACUGGGAACUGUGGCUGUCAAGAUUCCGAAAGAAAACUCUCCAGAUUCAAACAAGGAAGACUUGUUAGCAGAAUACGAACUCAUGAGACAGCUUCAACAUCAUCCUAAUAUAAUUCGCCUGAUGGGCGCAGUGACAAUGUCAGAUCCAGUAAUGGUUCUCUUCGAGUAUAUACCAUUUGGUGAUCUUCUCGGUUACUUAAGAAGAUCCAGAGGCCUCAGUGACAAUUACUAUAAAGAUCCCGAUGUUAAACCAUCAAGUUCUCUUUCAUCCAAACAGCUUCUUAAAUUUUCUCGAGAAAUUGCUGAUGGUAUGGCUUUCCUGUCAGCAAACAAGAUAGUUCACCGCGACCUAGCGGCCAGAAACGUACUUGUAGGCGAGGAAGAAACAUGCAAAAUAACAGACUUUGGGAUGGCCAGAGAUGUACAAGGAGGUGAUAUUUACCAAAAACGGUCAAAGGGUCGCCUCCCAGUAAAGUGGACUGCAGUGGAGGCAUUGCUGUAUGGUUCCUACACUACAAAGAGUGAUGUUUGGAGCUAUGGAAUUGUAUUGUACGAAAUCUUCACCAUAGGAGGUCGUCCAUACCCCACGGUUCCAGCUCACAACAUCCCCUAUAAGAUAAAGGGUGGUUACAGAAUGCCUAAACCUGCCCACUUAGACGAUGACAUCUAUGCGCUGAUGUCUGAAUGCUGGGAUAUGGAGCCGGACCGCCGUCCGACAUUUGAUUCUAUUAGCAGAACAGUCAAACGGCUUGAGCACGGUCGCAAGGAAAUUAUUUACAUGAAUGUUUACAACGACAAUCUUUAUAGUAACCUGGAGGACUGGGACGAGUAAUGACAAGGAUAGAGAGAGAAUUCAUAUUGAUAGAGGGAAACUUUUGUUGCACCCAUUCUAAGCACUUGUACCUUGUUACUAGAAGACUAUUUUUUUUCCUGUCCUGCUUCUUUUCCUGUUUUUUUUUUCUUUUUCUUUUUGGCGAGAGUUUUUUUACCAUAGGUUGCGAUGCUAACAGAUAACUUACUCUUUUAGCUAUUCAUUAUUUGAUUUUUAAGGAAUAUAUUAUACCUGCAGUAUAGUAUAGUAUAGGUGAGAGGGAGUGGCUACCUGGAGGUGGUGGAGUAGUGUGAGACAUUUUCUUGUGGGUUCAACGUUUUAAAUCUCUAAAGAACCAUCGUAGCAUAUAGAUGAUACGUGAUGUGCUUUUCAAACAAAAAGCAUGAUUCAAAUUUUGCUAAGCAAAGUUGAUCAUGUCUGAAGCUUCUAGAGGAGCGUUCCUCGUUCUCAUGAAACGCGUUAGCUAUCGUAUCAUGGUUGUUGGCACAAUAUGGCCCUUACCGCUAUGGCGAAGUCGCCGUUGUAGAUAUGUUAAAAUAGGAGAGGAUGCAUUGAAUGAUCGCCCAAAAGAAGCUUAGCUUUCUAAAUAAGCAAUCGUUAAUAGAGACCCGAAGGGAACUGAAGUGUAAAUAAGUGACAAGGAAAGUAACAUUUUUCGAGUUAAUUUCUUUGUAAUUUCUGACAUUUAACUAUAUGAUAUAACUUGUUUAGGUAAAAAAAGUACGAAACAAAGGUAUGGUAUCUUGGUAUCUUGAAUGUAAGUCCACUACACUUUUACUAUACCCCACCUAUGCCAAACCUGAAAAUUAUGACCAACCUACGUUAGCGGUGUAGCGCCCUUAACAACUGAGUCAAAAGGCCAGCCACAUUCAAUCGCUUCGAGGCCUUCUUAGUUUCAUUUUAAACUAAAAUAGACGCUAGUAUUUCUGAAUUUUACUACAAAAGUUACACUAGAUAUUUUUUGUACCCACUGUCACCUGUUAAUUGAAUCAAUGUAUACGAUGGGUUCAAAUUUUCUUUUCUUUUGUUCUUGGGUAUUGUAAUGUAUGAUAAUGAGUUUGAAACAAAGGAAAAUAAAAUUUGAAUCAUGGAUAAAAUUGAACCGCAACACAUCCAUCACUAACGCCAUCAAUCUAAGGGCGUCUAUUCCUACCUUUAAGUGUAUAGAAGCCUUCUAAGAAUGCUUGCCAAACACUAUCCAAUUUAAAUAUACUUUGAAAUUAAAUAAUAUUUUGUCUA
Pocillopora damicornis (cauliflower coral) is the source of this 2485-nucleotide messenger RNA. Its product is annotated as fibroblast growth factor receptor 3. Gene Ontology annotation, cellular component: plasma membrane; signaling receptor complex. Lineage: Eukaryota; Metazoa; Cnidaria; Anthozoa; Scleractinia; Pocilloporidae. The record is from RefSeq and is a predicted model, not a curated record. Gene Ontology annotation, biological process: protein phosphorylation; multicellular organism development; cell surface receptor protein tyrosine kinase signaling pathway. Gene Ontology annotation, molecular function: protein binding; transmembrane receptor protein tyrosine kinase activity; ATP binding.